UUGCCCAGAUGUCUCCACCUUAAUCAAUAAAUCCCGCUAAUUUUGUUUUCAUAUUUUUGUACUGAUUGAUUUUGGAUUGCCUUGCAAAUUGCAAUCAAGAUUAACGAAAUUUAGCUUAAUUAAUUUCGAGCGAGUUUGUGGCGGAUGGUGUGUGAAAGAAUAUAGGCAAAUGGCCUCCAACGAGAUAUUAAAUUCCGAUAGUAUUUCCGGUGAUAGAGCGAUGCCGGUCUCAGGACUUCAUGAAAAGCACCGACAAGAUUUAGAUAAUUUGACUCUGACCUCACAGCCCUUCAAGACAUUAAGGCUCUUUAUUCUGGCUGUUAUGCAGUAUAUAAGAAAAUCCGUGGCAUAUAUGUUAUCACAUGUAGGUUGGUUAAUCCUGUUGACUGCUAUCGUUGUUGCCAUCGGCACACUAUUCGUGACUGUCGAGGGCCCUCAUGGGAAGCAUGUCAAGGAAAUUCAGCGUUAUGUGCAGUUUAUGCUGUGGUGGGUGGCUCUUGGAGUCGCAUCAUCCAUUGGACUUGGAUCUGGAUUACACACUUUCGUUCUCUACCUGGGACCUCAUAUUGCAUUCUUCACUAUAAAAGCAAUAAAAUGUGGCCGAGUGGACAUCAAAAGUGCUACAUAUGAUACAAUACAAUUAAAAAAAGGCCCUUCGUGGCUUGGGAAGAAAUGUGCCGACUUUGGGCCCCCGUUGUAUCCGCCAUCAGACAGUGUACGUAUCCCACUCAGUAGGAUAUUGCCCCAGGUCCAGUUGGAGGCCAUUCUAUGGGGGCUCGGCACUGCACUUGGUGAACUUCCUCCCUACUUCAUUUCAAGGGCAGCUCGCUUGUCCGGUGACACAGUAGAUGCCAUGGAAGAAUUAGAUGCUUCCUCGGCAGAAGAUAAGGGGUUCUUAUCAACUCGUCUGAAUCAAAUAAAACGUUGGUUCCUGUCGCAUGCUCAAUAUCUGAACUUCUUCACAAUCCUCAUUCUUGCUUCGGUACCGAAUCCUUUAUUUGAUCUUGCAGGAAUAAUGUGUGGACAGUUCGGAAUUCCUUUCUGGGAAUUUUUCUUGGCAACGGCGAUAGGCAAAGCAAUUAUCAAGACUCACAUUCAGACAGUGUUCAUCAUAUCCGUAUGCAACAACCAACUGCUUCAUUGGAUGGAAAAUGAACUGCUUUGGCUGUCUAGCAAACUACCCGGUUCCAGUUCCGUUAUGCCUAAGCUUAUCGCCAAUCUCCAUUCUGUGAAAAACAAGUACUUGUCCACAAAACCUGAGCCUCCCACUAGUGUCAAGGCGGCGAAAUGGGAUUUCUCGCUGACAUCCAUUUGGAACACUGUGGUGUGGAUCAUGCUAAUGAACUUUUUUGUAAAGAUUGUGAAUUCAACUGCACAGAGCCAUCUAAAGAGAGAGCAAGAUCAGGAAAUUGCUGCAUUGAAGAACAGGUCGUCGGAGUCAGAGCUUUCUAAUAACUGAUCAUUCACAUUUUCCAUGAUUUUUGUCUUAUUUUUCAUUUUUCGUGGUUAUCUCACGACUUUAAUAAUUAGGUUUGUGGUUUAGGAUUCUUGGGUGAUAUUUAUACACAUUCACCAUUGAAGGCUUGAAGCCCCUGAUUUAAACAUGUAGCAGAAGAAUGUCAAGCCCUUUAAAGAAAUUGUACAUAAAUGCAGGAUUUUUUAGUGUGA
Messenger RNA from Salvia hispanica, 1668 nucleotides. RefSeq names its product vacuole membrane protein KMS1-like. NCBI's taxonomy places the organism in Eukaryota, Viridiplantae, Streptophyta, Magnoliopsida, Lamiales, Lamiaceae. The record is from RefSeq and is a predicted model, not a curated record.